Messenger RNA from Silurus meridionalis, 4220 nucleotides. It is a transcript of the gene lrig3, whose product is annotated as leucine-rich repeats and immunoglobulin-like domains 3. NCBI's taxonomy places the organism in Eukaryota, Metazoa, Chordata, Actinopteri, Siluriformes, Siluridae. The transcript has 19 exons. The record is from RefSeq and is a predicted model, not a curated record. Bases 249 to 3536 code for a protein of 1095 amino acids. Gene Ontology annotation, molecular function: protein binding.
UGUCGGUCGACGCGCUUCAGCUACAGCGGAGAAACAACUCAUUCGUACUCUCUCACACACACACGGAGAUUUUCGACGCGAGCAUGGAUCUGAGUGGAGGAGCAACGUAUUCACUUUUAUCCGGAUAAAGCCGAAGAAGUUCUCAAUAGUUUGGAGGAAAAACAGGACGUUUGGUUCUUUUGUUAAAACUUUCCUGAAGUGAAGAAAGUUGUGUGUGGAGGAUCUCCCCCUUUUUUUUGAGGAGGAAAAUGUCCGCUUUGGAGGAGCAGCCGCUCGGCGCUGUAAGGUCUGCGGUUCUUUUGCUUCUCCUGGCCGCAGCUCAGCUCCUCCCCGGGCAUGUGGAGAGUUCGGAACCGUGUCCGAGUCCGUGUACAUGCAAGGGAACGUUACUGGACUGUAGCCGGGUCAUAAAAGCCUCAAAAAUCCCGAGAAUCCCGUCCUGGAUCACACACGUAGAUCUGAGCCAUAACAAGAUACGGAGCAUUCCUGAAGCACUGCUUCUCCCCCGAGUCCAGCACCUCGCCGAAAUAAAACUGGACAACAACGACUUGGAGACUGUACCGGAUUUUGGUCCUCAUUCUGGAAACAUCAGCGCUCUCAAUCUAGCUAAUAACAAGAUCUCCAGCAUAUCAGCGGAGCAGCUCAGACCACUGUCUGCCCUGGAGACCCUGGACCUCAGCAACAACAACCUGGUGGACGUGAAGGGAUUCCCGUCUCUCCCUCUGAAAAACCUGUACAUGAAUAACAACCGCAUCUCCCUGUUGGAGCCGGACUGCUUCAAAAACCUCUCAGACACCCUCCUGGUCUUGAGACUGAACAGGAACCGUCUAAACUCCAUUCCUGCCAAGACGUUCCAGCUGGACAACCUUCAGCACCUAGACCUGAGCAGGAACCGGCUGAGACGAAUCAAAAGCUUGACCUUCAACGGCCUUCACUCGCUGCGCUCUUUAAACAUGCAGAGGAACGGCAUCAUACGCCUGCUGGACGGAGCGUUUUGGGGCCUCAGUAAAUUGGAAGUCCUGCAGAUGGAGUACAACAAUCUGACCGAAGUCAGUAAGGGUUGGCUGUACGGCCUGUCGUCCCUGCAGCAGCUUCAUCUCGCUCACAACGCCAUCACCCGCAUCAAAGCCGACCCCUGGGAGCCCUGUCAGAACCUCGCUGAGCUUGAUCUCAGCUCUAAUCUGCUGGUGCGUCUCGAGGAGGGCAGCUUCAUGCGCCUGAGCGAACUCAAGCAGCUCUCUGUGGGCUACAACCAGGUCAGCUUCAUCGCCGAUGGAGCGUUCCGAGACCUCACCCGUCUGCACACGCUGGAUCUGAGAUAUAACGAGAUCUCCUGGACCAUCGAGGACAUGAAUGGACCGUUCUCUGCCCUGAACAGUCUGCGAAGUCUGUUUCUUCAAGGGAAUCAGAUUCGAUCAGUUACCAAGAAGUCCUUCACCGGUCUAGACGUGCUGGAGCGCCUUGACCUCAGCAACAAUGCCAUCAUGUCGGUUCAAGGAAACUCUUUCUCCCAGAUGAAGAAACUGGAAGAACUGCACCUGAAUACGUCGAGUCUGCUCUGCGACUGCCAGCUGAAGUGGUUUCCGCUGUGGGUGGCAGAAAACGCCUUCCUCUUCUUUGGAAAUGCCAGCUGUGCCCAUCCACAGCCACUGAAGGCCAAGAGCGCCUUUGCGGUCAGCCAGGACGAAUUUGUGUGUGCUGAUUUCCCCAAACCGCAAAUCACGGUGCAGCCCGAGACGCAGUCAGCCAUCAAAGGCACCAACGUGACGUUCGUCUGCUCGGCAGCCAGCUCCAGCGACUCGCCAAUGACCUUCGCUUGGAAGAAAGACAACGAGGUGCUGAACAACGCAGAGAUUCACAACCAGGCUCAUCUCCGGGCGCAAGCGGGCGAUGGGACCCAGGUUACCGAGUACACGACCACGCUGCAGCUGCGCCAUGUGGAAUCUUCCACCGAGGGCAAAUACCAGUGCGUCAUCUCCAACCACUUCGGCUCCACCUAUUCCCUAAAGGCCAAACUUACGGUCCACAUGCUGCCGUCCUUUAAUAAAAUUCCUAUGGAUCUGACAGUCCGUGUCGGAGCUACAGCCCGUCUCGAGUGCGCCGCUACCGGACACCCGGCCCCCCAGAUUGCGUGGCAGAAAGACGGAGGCACCGACUUUCCUGCCGCGAGAGAGCGGCGGAUGCACGUGAUGCCCAGCGACGCCGUCUUCUUCAUCGUAAAGGUGAAAACGGAGGAUAUCGGGGUGUACAGUUGCACCGCCCAGAAUACAGCCGGAGCCAUUUCGGCUAAUGCUACAUUAACUGUGCUAGAAAUGCCCUCGUUCCUGCGCCCCUUGACGGACCGCACCGUGGCGAGGGGCGAGACGGCCGUGCUGCAGUGCAUCGCAGGAGGAAGCCCUCCACCACGCCUAAACUGGACCAAAGACGACGGGCCGCUAGCUCUGACCGAGCGCCACUUUUUCGCCGCUGGAAACCAGCUUCUGAUCAUCGUGGACGCAGCAGAGGCCGACGCGGGCACGUAUACCUGUGAGAUGUCGAACCCGCUGGGCACAGAGCGGGGGAACGUGCGCCUGUCUGUCCUGCCAAACCCUAACUGUGAGUCCAACCAGGCGGGCACGGGGGUGCUGGGGCCGGGCGGCAGCGGGUCAGACGAGGACGGCUGGACCACUGUGGGCAUCGUCAUCAUCGCUGUAGUGUGCUGCGUGGUGGGCACGUCACUCGUGUGGGUGGUCAUCAUCUACCACACGCGCCGACGCAACGAGGACUGCAGCGUCACCAACACCGACGAGACCAAUCUUCCGUCAGACAUUCCCAGCUAUCUGUCCUCUCAGGGAACUCUGGCAGAGCGCCAGGACGGCUACGUGCCCUCUGAGAGCGGCAGCAAUUACCAGUACAUGAGCUCUUCCAUGGGAGGAUUCUACCUGCAGCACAAGGACAUGAAAGGCGUGUGUCAGCUGGACACUGGAAGUGAAGCGGACAUGGAGGCGGCCAUUGAUCCACUGCUCUGCCAUUUCCAAGGGCCAAUCAGCACACUGCUGAGGAGAGGCAACAUGUAUGGUCCUGAGCCCACGGACACGUAUAUGGGUUGCGCUGCAGAUCAGAGGCGUACGUGCAGAGAUUCGUACAGUCCAUCACUCCCUAGUUUAAAAAAGAGAGAAUAUUACACAUACACUCCUUCGCUUUCCUCGGACCCUUAUGACCACGUGAGCUCUGGGGUGAUGGUGCAGCGUGACGGGGGAGAGUGUCUCCAGUCACAGCUGCCCCCCGCUUCCUACAUGGGUACUUUUGGUAAAGCCCCAUGGCGUCCUCAGCAGGAGCUUUACCCCAACCUGUGCACUUCGUCUUCUCACAGAGGACUGACGCUCCACGAAAGCCUCUACACGGCCCUGGAUUACGACUCGGAGCACGAGGACGACUUCUGCUCCCGUUCUCUUCCCCAGACGCCGAAAGCGGACUCGGACAGCGGCAGGUUCGAGCUGUCGUUCAACGGCAGCAGGACAUCGGAGGGUCGUUCGAGCUCGCAACCGUGUUCAUAGCACCUCGUUCGGAGAACACAGACCGCACCACACUCCGUUUAUUUAACAAGGAGGACCAAAAUUCAGUUCUACCUCGGCUCGCACGCUUCUUGUGCACGCUGGUUUCGAAUGUAAAAGGUAAACAUGAGGAAUAGUGUGUGUGUGUGUGUAUGUGUGUGUGUGUGUGUGUCCAAAAAAAAAGUGUAUCCAUUGUACAAAAAAAACAGAUAUCGAAAGUAUAUAUAAAUACAUUUUAUACAAAGCUUAUUUUAUUUUGUAAAUGAACUGUAAAUAGGAUCCAUUAUUACGUUGCAUACUAUUUUUUUAUAAGAAGAUCGUCGCCAUGGACAAAAAGAAAUCGAAACAAACGAGGGAAUAGUAAUGGCUGGUCCACCGAUUCUACACAAACACCCCUUUGUGUUUCUGUGCAAUGUUUCCGCAAGACUCUUGGGUACUUUUUUUCCGCCUAAUAAUAAUAACACGCCUAGUGACAUUUUAGGAUUUAUUGUAUUUUUUUGCUUUUCGCCUACAUCUAUUCCAAAAAAAAAAAAAAAAAAAAAAACGUCUUCCAGCAAACCAAUACAAUUUCUGACCCAUUUCUGUUUGUGAGUCUGUUUAGUUCCCCAAUGCAUAUGUGUGUUUAUACAACUCAAGCACCCUUUUGCACUCCCUGAUAAUAAAACGUGCUGCUACACAGUCAACGAA